Trematosphaeria pertusa is the source of this 839-nucleotide messenger RNA. RefSeq lists its product as uncharacterized. NCBI's taxonomy places the organism in Eukaryota, Fungi, Ascomycota, Dothideomycetes, Pleosporales, Trematosphaeriaceae. The transcript has a single exon. The coding region runs from base 180 to 665 and encodes 161 amino acids. The record is from RefSeq and is a predicted model, not a curated record.
AGUAAGGUACAGACUCACCUCUUUUCACAUGCGCUGAACGCGUAAAUUUCACGGUAGGGUCGAUACUUUCACCACCUGCGCGGGGCGGUAGCGCGCCGUAAAAGUCUCAAAGCCUUGUCGCGAAAUUUCCUUCUCGACCCACCGUCCCACCGCAACCUCAACACCGUCCCGAAGCCAAGAUGUCGCAGCGGGUGGACUAUCAUUGGGCGCAGCAAGAGCUGAUACCCUUCCUGCAGUCCGUCUUCGAGUGGCGUCUCGGUAACCCCGGCAGGACGAAGGCGCAGUGGGAGGCCGACAUUCGUCGUGCGGAGGGCCGUAUCAACACCGUCGUAAGUAUCUCUACGUGUCUCCUCCGUCUGUGCAGCCUUGUACUGACGUAUCGCUUCAAGCGCGACUACGAUGACAGCAUCAUCACAAUCGACCGCAUUCGCCUCGCAUUCGCCAACCCGUCCGCUCUCACCGCCGCUGACCGCGUCCAAACUGACACCAUCAUCGACGAUCUCGAUCUCUGCCUCACGCUCUUCGUUCGACGCGCCAUAAACCACGGCGCAUACCGCCUCUGCAGUUUGGCCUCUGGGUUGAACCCCGCCGCAAUGCAGGAGCGCGAGAUCCUCCGCCAGAAGGGUGAGAAGGUACCGGACAUCCGUCGGGAUCUUGCGAGGUAAGUUGCUAGAGCACUUCUUCUCUCGAACUCUUGCUAAUCAAAUCCAGUGCUAAUCGCGGUCGCGGUCGUACGUACACUCGCCGAGGCUCAACUCCAGUCAACCCCAUCCAUCUCUUCCAGGCCAGCCCCGGCGACUCCGGCUUCUAUGGCAACACCACAGCUUCAGCCUCUGGCU